AUGGAUCCCAUUUACAUCAGCCCUACUUUCUUAGGGAUUGCAGUCGUUUGGAUCGGCUUCAGUCAGUUUGUUACUGGCAGUGAAGCAGAGAAAGCUAUUGUUCCAAAAGAAGAUAAAGAAAAAAUAACAUAUUUUAAAUUAAAAAAUUAUCUACACCGGUCCGGAGCAGUGAAUGUCGUCUAUCUUCUUAAGAUUAAAAGUUUUCGACUUCUUGUGCAGUGGUAA
Gryllus bimaculatus (two-spotted cricket) is the source of this 225-nucleotide messenger RNA. The record is from the annotation of a GenBank genome assembly. Lineage: Eukaryota; Metazoa; Arthropoda; Insecta; Orthoptera; Gryllidae.